AUGAACCCAAUGUUAAUUUUGAUUUCUGGAUACCUACUAAUACCACUGAUAAUUCUUGCAAGUGCAGCACACAGUGAUUCCUAUGCUGUGAAUAAAACCAGUAGUGCCGAAAGUGCUGAGUGGAGCUAUCCUGAAUACGGAAAACCAUCUAUUCACAGCACCGGAAGGAGGCCGGAAAAGCUGAAUCUACAACAUUACAAUAGGGAGACCGAACGCAAUGUGACUUUGAAACGUGGUGUGAAAAACUUUCAAAAGCAAGGCGAUAAAUUAACCAGGCAUAAAAUCAAAUAUAAGCCAUCGGGUGCUCGAAGAAAAAAUGUGAGUCCGCAUUAUGCGGAUGACAGUACGGAAAGUAGGCAUUAUCAUACGUUUGAGGAGAUACACGAGCAUAUAGAUGAAGAUGACGGACAGUACCAGGCAUCCGAGCAAGUCGGAACACAAGCGAUCCUGCACGAACAUGUUGAGCAGUCGAGCAAGAAGGAUGCGAAGCGGAUGAAGGUGAAAAUCAAGCACCACCAUCACCACCAUCAUCACAACCACAUAAAGGAGCUGAUCAAAACGGUGCCUCAACCGUAUCCUGUGGAAAAGGUUGUCCAUGUGCCCAUUGAGAAAAUUGUCGAGAAGAUCGUACAUGUGCCCAAGCUUGUGAAUGUUACGGUUGAGAAAAUAGUGCACGUCCCCAUCGAAAAGAUAGUGGAAAAGGUGAUACACAUUCCGAAGCCCGUCCAAGUUCCUAAACCAUAUGUGGUCGAAAAAAUCAUUGAAAAAAUCGUCCACGUCCCAAAACCAUAUCCUGUGCUCCGAACUGUUCCGUAUCCAGUCGAAAUAAAGGUGCCAGUUCACCUCGAAAAGAAGGUACCAGUGCCCUAUAAGGUCGAGGUGGAACGAAAGGUUCCCAUUUACAUUCGCUCCAGCGAGCCAUAUAAAUACGAGUCAUCUUCACUCUACGAAAGCUAUCCACGCGGUGAGGAGUUCAAACUCAACAUUGAAAUGGAUCAUCCACCGCCCAGAGAACACGAACCUUCCAGCCUACCAUCCUCCAACUACUUUAACAGGAUAUACAAAUCGAGGGAAUUGGACCAUCCACCGAGGAUAGAGGACUAUCAAAGUUCAGUGCCCACGCAGUUUAAGCAAGAUUACGCACCGAAGAGUACUCCCGAUCAGCAGUUUAAGCACGAAUACGUCACGAAAAGUAGUAUUAAUCCUCAGUUUAAGCACGAUUACGUGACGAAAAGUAGUAUUGAUCCUCAGUUUAAGCACGAUUACGUAACGAAAAGUAGUUUUGAAUCGCAGUAUAACCAGGAAUACGUACCCAAAACUAGUAUUGAAUCGACUUCUCCUGGACGAGAUGGGGUUUCCUUAAAGCUCGUCGGUCCCCCUACUCCUUUCAAUAUCACGGGAAAGGAUUUGCAGGCCGCCAACUCCGCUCCAGACUUUGUCAAUAGCUCCAACGUAGAUCUAAGUCCACAGGAGUCGGCUAAUGCCUAUCGCGGUAUGCCAUUCUCUAUACCAUUUCAGUUUGUACAACUCCAACCAAUGGCCUUCCAAAGUCCUAUACAUGUGGAACUACCAGUUCAAUCCCCUUCAUCAGAAGGUGCUCAAAAGUGA
Drosophila santomea is the source of this 1608-nucleotide messenger RNA. RefSeq lists its product as uncharacterized. Lineage: Eukaryota; Metazoa; Arthropoda; Insecta; Diptera; Drosophilidae. The transcript is spliced from 2 exons. The coding region runs from base 1 to 1608 and encodes 535 amino acids. The record is from RefSeq and is a predicted model, not a curated record.